CCUCGGGAGGCGGAGCCGCCCUCGGGGCGGGCCCGGAGCGGUCGGCGCGGCGUUGGCUGCCAGGUCAUGUGGAACAAGGUCGCCCUGUGCUCUGUUUGCAAGCACUCCCCUCACCCAGCAUCAUUACUGCUGCCGAGACUCCCACCCCUAACUCAUGCCUUCAAAAGGACGUGCUUGGGCUCCAGCAGCGAUAGGCAGUGGGCACGGAUAGCACAGAAUGGGACACGCGGCGCGCUGCCCGGCUGCUUGGGAGGCAGCAAAGCCAAACGCAGGCGUUGUGCUCAGAUGUACCCACUGCUGGAUGGACGCGUCCUGCCUGUGCACCGACACGUGUUUGAGGAGAACGUCAGGAACAGUGAGGCUGUCAUUAAAAGAUACUCAGAGUUGCUGCAGGUGGUCAGUAAAGGAGGGGGAGAGAACGCCGUCCUGCGUCACACCCAGAGAAACAAGAAGCUGUUUGUUCGGGAGCGCCUGAAGCUGCUUCUGGAUGAGGAGUCUUUCCUCGAGCUGUCCCCCCUUGCAGGCCUCAGUCUGCCAUAUGGUGACGUCCCUGCUGCUGGAUGCCUCACUGGAAUUGGAAAGAUCUGUGGGAUUUGGUGUGUCUUCAUAGCGAAUGAUGCAACUGUAAAAGGAGGAACUAUUUAUCCAAUAGGAGUGAAGAAACAGCUGAGAGCUCAGGAAAUAGCCAUGCAGAACAGACUGGUGUCUGUGUACCUUGUUGACAGUGGGGGAGCGUUCCUACCACUGCAGUCAGAGCUGUUCCCUGACAAGCUGCAUGGUGGAAGAAUUUUUUACAAUGAAGCAAUAAUAUCUGCUAUGAAAAUCCCUCAGGUGGCAGUGGUGUGUGGCUCCUGUGUAGCAGGAGGUGCCUAUGUCCCAACCAUGGCAGAAGAAGCGGUGAUUGUAGAUAAAAUUGGAACUCUGUUCCUUGCUGGCCCACCUCUGGUCAGAGCUGCUACUGGAGAAUAUGUGUCUCCAGAGGACCUAGGAGGAGCUACACUUCACUCUAGAGUCAGUGGCUGCAGUGACCAUUUUGCAUCUUCAGAAAAGGAAGCCUACGAGUGUGUUCGAAAUAUCAUCUCAACGUUGAAUUAUGAGCCCGUGCCAGAAGAGCUCGUGGAGCAUGACCAUCCUCUCUAUAGCUCUGAUGAGCUCUUGGGGCUGGCACCACGAGAUUAUGGCUGUACUCUUCCUGUAAAAUUGGUUCUGAGCCGCCUGCUGGAUGGAAGCAGGUUCCAGGAGUUCAAGGCUGACUAUGGAACAACAUUAGUAACAGGAUUUGGCCACGUGGAAGGGCACUUGGUGGGAGUGGUGGCUAACAAUGGGGAGCUUUCUCAUGAUGCUGCUCUCAAGGGCAGCCAUUUCGUACAGCUGUGCAGUCACCGGGGCAUUCCCAUCCUCUUCUUCCAAAAUACUGCUCCACAUGCAGCAGAGCCAACCAGCACCUCUCAGGCAGAGGCUCAGGCCAACAGGUUGAAAGCCCAGGCCUCCAUGAUGGCUGCUGUCGCUUGUGCAGCUGUUCCCAAAAUCACCAUAGUGAUUGGUGGCUGUUUUGGGAGCGAAAGUUAUGCGAUGUGUGGGAGGUCGUUCAGUCCAAACUUUCUGUUCUUAUGGCCUAAUGCAAGAGUUGCUCUUGUGGAUUCAAGACAUUUGUCCAUGGUCCCACAAGCUGGAGACAGCGAUUGUACAGAUGAAUCUGAGCUAAAACGUUUGAAACAAAAGCUAGAGGAAGAGAGCAGUGCGUUUUACUCUUCUGCCAGACUCUGGGAUGAUGGUGUAGUUCUCCCCCAGGAUACCAGGAAGGUAAUUGCACAGUGCUUGCAGAUCAUAGAGCAGCAGAAGUACCAGGUGCCACCUCCUUACCAGUAUCCUGUGAUGAGAAUGUAAAUGCAGCCCUUCUCCAGUAAUCACCCUUUGAAGAUAGCACCUUAUAUUGGAAAGCUUUAAUGUAAAUGAUUUUCUAAUUCUUUGAUACCAUGAAUAAAAACGUUAAACCAAUGCAAACAAACAA
Lagopus leucura (white-tailed ptarmigan) is the source of this 2011-nucleotide messenger RNA. RefSeq names its product biotin-dependent 3-methylcrotonyl-coenzyme A carboxylase beta1 subunit-like. Gene Ontology annotation, molecular function: methylcrotonoyl-CoA carboxylase activity. Gene Ontology annotation, cellular component: methylcrotonoyl-CoA carboxylase complex; mitochondrion. The coding region runs from base 67 to 1887 and encodes 606 amino acids. The record is from RefSeq and is a predicted model, not a curated record. The transcript has 13 exons. Lineage: Eukaryota; Metazoa; Chordata; Aves; Galliformes; Phasianidae. Gene Ontology annotation, biological process: L-leucine catabolic process.